Ahaetulla prasina is the source of this 2479-nucleotide messenger RNA. RefSeq names its product signal-regulatory protein beta-1-like. NCBI's taxonomy places the organism in Eukaryota, Metazoa, Chordata, Lepidosauria, Squamata, Colubridae. Bases 241 to 1437 code for a protein of 398 amino acids. The transcript has 5 exons. Gene Ontology annotation, cellular component: plasma membrane. The record is from RefSeq and is a predicted model, not a curated record.
UGCGCGAUAGCUCUGACUAUUUUUCUUCACUCUGGUUGUUUGUCGGAACGUGCCGGAGCGCCGGAUAAAGAUUGCUACACCCAGGAACCUGGUUUGUCUUUUUUCUAAGCGCCUGUCUGGAACCUGACACCGAAUUUACAAGGAGGAAAUAAAAGUUCCUCUUUUGCUCCUUCUGCGGUAGGAAAGAUCUGUUGGGCAAGACGCGAAAUCCGUUCAGAUGUUUCUCCUACAGCUAUCGGUAUGGCUGCCUUGAGGUCCUUCAAGAGAAUCUCUGGUCUUCUUCAGCUGCUGCUGCUGCUGUUGCUUCUUCCACGGGAUCUGGUUGUUACAGGACAGAACAUUGAUGUAAUUCAACUUCCGGAAACCGUAUCGGUGAAAGCUGGAGAGAACCUCACUCUAAAGUGUACAUUGACUGGAGGAAAUAUACCCGGAAGCGUGCGGUGGUACAAAGGGCCGGACAGAAGCCAGACCCCCAUUUACAGCGAUAAACAAGAAGCUUCCAACAGGGGGGUCCGGGUCAUCCCAGGAUCCAACACGGACUUCAGCAUCGACAUCCAAAACGUCCGUCCUGAAGAUGCUGGGACCUACUAUUGUGUGAAGUUCAGGGCAGGAUUCCCAGAGAGAGAGCUGGUUUCAGGAAAAGGAACUCUGGUCUCUGUGAUUGCCAUGCCAUCCCAGCCCGUGGUUCUUGGCCCCACAAGAAGAAUCACGGCGGGGUCUUGGGCCUCCUUCAACUGCUCCACAGGGGGAUUCUCCCCCCGAGAGAUCACGGUUAGCUGGUUGAAGGACGGGAAAAAAAUACCGGGUGGCCAGACCAACAUCCUGAAUUCUGAUGAAAAGCAGAGCAUCUCGUACCGAGCGGAAAACACGUUGGAAAUCCUGCUGGAGCGAGGAGACGUGAAGUCUCAGCUGACCUGCCAGAUCCAACACAGAUCGUUGGAUGAUCGUGGUCCUCUCCAGCAGACCUUCGCACUUCGGGAUGUCCUAAGAGUUCCACCCAAGGUGCGUCUUGAGACCAGCCCACCUUCUCCCGUCCAGCUGAACACCUCAGUGACGGUCACUUGCAACGUGGAAAGCUUUUAUCCGGAUGACGCGAAAGUGGAGUUGUUUCCCAAGGAUGCCCCAAGCAGAAAAGGAAAGGUUGGCAUGAAGACUUUGAAUCAAGACAGGACUUUUUCCCUCAAGAGCAACCUAGAGAUGAUGGCCACUGAAGACAAGAACUUCUCCAUGUUCCUUUGCCAGGUCCAGCACGAUUCCCAGCCUCUGGUCAACGAAACCACCACGCUUUUGAUCAGGAUGCAACUUGAAAGAAGCUCAUCACCGCAACUAUCCCCCUCUGUUCUCUACAUCGGGCUUUUCCUGAGCAAAGUAGCCGUCAUACUGUUCAUCUCUUCCUUUUUCCUAAUAAGGAAGAUCAAAUGCAAGAGUCAGAACUGAAGAAGCUCCUGGGAUGAGAAGCAAAACACCUUCAAAGAAAAGCAAGAAAGCACCUUUGGGACAGCCAGGACUUGGAUGGCAGAGAAUCUCCAUAGACCUUGGAUGCAACAAUGCAAAAAUAUUGUUCCAGAAAAUCCCUGGAAGUCCAACAAUCUGGAAGUUCAAGUUAGGAAUUCCUGUUCCUGACAGAUUUUCAGGAUGGGAAACGAUAUGGUUAAUGAAUUGUUAGUCAUGUUAUUAAAAUGCUUCACUCUGUCAAACAUCUAACAUUAUAAAAUCAACAUGGAGAUUAAAAAAAAAUCAACCUCAUAUUGUUUUGCCAUGUCCUUGACUAAAAUGAAUCUGUCUUAAAAUGGAUCGUCACAAAUGUGCUUUUUCUUUUUUUUCCUUGAAGACGUUUCUCUUCUCAUCCAAAAAGCUUCUUCAGUUCUGACUGAACUGAAGCAGCUUCUUGGAUGAGAAGCGAAAUGUCUUCAAGGAAAAACAAAAUCCAUUCGCCUUUGGAUGAAGAAGUGAUACGAAAAAUGUGAAAUAUCCAGGUUCCAUAUUUGUGUGUGUUCUAUUUUCUAUCUACCAACCUGCCUUCCAUUGAGGACCUGUAUACUGCACGAAUCAAGAAGAGGGCCGUGAAAAUAUUUGCAGAUCACUCGCAUCCUGGCCAUAAACUGUUUCAACUCCUAUCCUCAAAACGACGCUAUAGAGCACUGCACACCAGAACAACUAGACACAAGAACAGUUUUUUCCCGAAGGCCAUCACUCUGCUAAACAAAUAAUUCCUUCAACACUGUCAAACUAUUUACUGAAUCUGCACUACUAUUAAUCUUCUCAUAGUUCCCAUCACCAAUCUCUUUCCAUUUAUGACUGUAUGACUAUAACUUGUUGCUGGCAAUCCUUAUGAUUUAUAUUGAUAUAUUGACCAUCAAUUGUGUUGUAAAUGUUGUACCUUGAUGAACGUAUCUUUUCUUUUAUGUACACUGAGAGCAUAUGCACCAAGACAAAUUCCUUGUGUGUCCAAUCACACUUGACCAAUAAAAAAUUCUAU